GUAAUGGCGUCAAGCGAAUCGAAAAGGUGAAAGAAGACCGUUGGCGCUCGAACCUCGUGGAAAAUCGCACGCGAUCGCUGCUGCACUGCAUCCCGUUUGGAACGAAACCUCCGAGGAGCCCAGUGCCGGGACCGCAAGAUGGACGGCUGCAUCCUGGAGAAGGACUUCCUGGUGGAGAAGCUGCUGGCGUACCUGGACACCGAGGAGCUGUUCACCUGCUGCGAAGUGAACAAGCUCUGGCAAGGGGUGGCGCUGUCGCUGCUGCGCAAGAAGCUCAUCUCCGUGUCUGUCUGCUGCGCCCCCGACUCGGAGCGGGUGCCGGCGGCCUCGAGCCUAGACAACCUGCACGUGUGCGUGGACCUCUUCUGCGCCAAGUUCUGCCGGUAUCGCAACCUGGCGCGCAUGGCGGGCAUGCGCCCCACUCUGGUGUUCCUCUCGCACCACGCCGACCUCAACGAGGACAAGAGGGUGGUCGAGUCCCUCCGCGACCUCCUGCCGGCCGACUCCGUGAUCAUCUACUUCAAGCUGGAGCUGAUUCGUCCGCUGGACUGCACCGAGGACGUGACCCACGAGGGCAUCUUCGGCGAGUUCCUCUUCCGUGCCGACGCGGCCCCGGAGGCCCUGCGGUCGGGCGAAGCGGCCCGGCAGUUCCCGGCGUCCACGGACGGCGGCGCUGUUUUCCACAACGUGCUGCCAGGCGUGCUCAUGUUCCAGGCGCUGCACGUGACCGAGGCCGGCCUGGAGGGACACGCCGUCACCUCUUACUUUACCGAGGCCUCCACCAAGCGCACCAUUCAGGUAACGUCGGCGGCGCUGUUCUGCACGAUGCACAGCGCGCGUCUGAUGCCUUUCAUGCGGUCCCUGCGCGAUAGCUUCGGCACGACGGCCAACACGAUCGCCGUGGCCUUCCCGCGCAACCAGGACGAGGCACUGCCCGAGCUGGAGGCCUUCGAGCGCUGCUUCCCGGACGUGCCGGCGCUCGCCAACCAGGCCACCGAGUUCAACGUGGACGGCCAGUACGCGCCGCUGGGGCGCCUCAAGCUCAUCCUGUUGCUCAUCAAGCUGCUCGAGUGACGGCUUUCUACAUAGUCUCCCUUCUUCGCCGAUCAUCGCCCGAAAAAUUAUUAAAAAUCCUCAUACUCGAAACCCCGAGAUACAUUAACGACUCGCCAGAAUAUACUUUAGUUUCUUGCAAUGGACCUUUGCCUAAAACACCUCGAUGUGUUUAACUUGCAAGUAGCGUCGAAUCCGCCGAAGCACGUGGCCCGUUCCUUGCGCAUCUUUUGGAAGCAUAUGUCGGCGCAGCACUGAAAUGAACGGAGCGAAUAAUGGCGCGGCACUCGCUCGAAGCACGUAUCUCUCGCGUGUACCGAAAACAAUGGCUGUCGGUACAAGGAAGAAACGCGAAGCGUAAAUUUUGUGAAGAGACUAACUUUUACAGCGAAGCUGGUGAGAAGAAUUUUGGGCGCCAUAUAUAUAACUGGAAUUUUAUAGGCCAAUUAUGAUUUCAUUUCGAGAUAACAUCGAAUUUUAGCGGCUUUGGCUCCAUUUAGGUUAUUACCUCCAGCCGUUUAGCGGUUUGGUGAGACCGUAUGAAAACACUGAGGAGCACUCAAAUAACUUUUUUUUCGGCAAAAUCAAUUAUUUAUCUGUUUUCAUCGCCCCCGUGAAAACUAUGGAGGAAGAGAUCAACCAAGUAGAAGCUUCUGAGAGCGCUGCUGCGCCUUCUCGAAAAAGAAAGCUUGAGCACAAGAGGAAAUACAGCGAUGUCUGAAGACACAGACUUACCAUGACUAAUAUUUCGUGAAGAGCCGUGCACGAAAUUGUACUUGGUGGUUUCAUUUGAAAUCG
Ixodes scapularis (black-legged tick) is the source of this 1851-nucleotide messenger RNA. RefSeq lists its product as uncharacterized. Bases 139 to 1074 code for a protein of 311 amino acids. NCBI's taxonomy places the organism in Eukaryota, Metazoa, Arthropoda, Arachnida, Ixodida, Ixodidae. The transcript is spliced from 4 exons. The record is from RefSeq and is a predicted model, not a curated record.